Juglans microcarpa x Juglans regia is the source of this 942-nucleotide messenger RNA. RefSeq names its product cyclic nucleotide-gated ion channel 1-like. The record is from RefSeq and is a predicted model, not a curated record. Lineage: Eukaryota; Viridiplantae; Streptophyta; Magnoliopsida; Fagales; Juglandaceae. The transcript is spliced from 3 exons. Bases 116 to 835 code for a protein of 239 amino acids.
GUGGCGUUUUUAGUGGUGUGUGUAGUUGCAGUAGUAGUGGACCCUUUGUUCUUUUAUCUUCCUGUCAUCAACGAGGCUACCAAAUGCAUUGCUUUAGAUAACACUUUAAAAAUCAAUGCUAUUUGUGUGCCAUCGUUCCUGGAUUUUGUUGCUAUUGGGGACCUGGUUGCUCGAUGACCGUUACUCGAGGUCAGACUACGUAAUUAACAUUCUCAGCAUUCUUCCAGUCCCUCAGUUUCUAGUGCCAAUUAUAUUUUCUGAAAUGAGAGGUUCGAAAUUCCGGGACGGAAGGAAAUUCCUAAAUGCAGCUGUUCUGUUGCAAUAUGUGCCAAGACUUUUCCGUAUCUACAGAUUGUGGAAAAUAGUCAACGAGAAUAUCAUCCUACCUAAAAGUAUCCCACAAACUACUCGUGUUAAGGUGAACGCAGAAGGCAGCUACAAGAAUAUGAUGAUCCCACCCAAAGGUUUUAUAGUGAUGAAAGCUGGAUUCAAUCUCUUUCUGUAUCUCGUUGCCAGUCAUAUACUGGGUUCUUUUUGGUACUUCUUCUCCAUCGAACGAGAGACCACGUGCUGGCACGUGGCCUGUAAGCAUGAUACCGGAUGUAACAAGACUUCUUUUAACUGUGGUCAUGGUUUUAGCAAUAACACAUUUUUAAAUAAUUUUUGCUCUUUAGAAAAACCAGAUACCACUCUCUUUGAUUUUGGAAUAUUCCAAGAAGCCCGUCAAUCUGGUAUUCUGGAGUCCAUGGAUUUUUUGCGAAAGACCAUCUUCUGUUUUUGGUGGGGCCUGCGAAAUUUGAGGUUCGUGCAUGUUACGCUUUAUUAUUAUUAUUGAAAUACAUAAUCAUACAUGCAUUUUGUUCCAUUAAACUUAAUGGAUUAAUGUAAUCAAACAUAAUAUAUUGGAAGUACCACUUUGAGAUAUAACUAAUUAAUCGUACC